GUGACCAAUCUCUCUCUUCAAACAGUACAAGCUCAUGUGUAUUCUUGCUGGCUAUCUUGCUCUUUAUUAAAAGCCCAUAAGUUUCUCUCUCUCUCUCUCACAAUUACACAGACAAUAAACAUACAAAUGGCACCAGCUUCUUUCCAUCACACCUCAAAUACAGUAUGUGUUAUGGAUGCCUCAGGGCGCCUAGGCUCGACCCUGGUCGAGCGUCUCCUCCAAAGAGGCUACACUGUCCACGCUGCGGUUCAACACCAUGAUGAAUUGCAAUUUAAUGGGCUUGCUUCUGAUAACAAGAAGCUGAAGAUUUUCCAUUCAGAUCCCUACGACUAUCAAAGCAUAAUUGAUGCUUUGAAGGGCUGCUCUGGCUUGUUUUACACAUUUGAGCCCCCAAAAGACCAACCCUCCUAUGAUGAAUUUAUGGCGGAAGUGGAGGUGAGGGCAGCACACAACGUUCUAGAAGCUUGUGCACAAACAGAAACAUUGGAGAAGGUGGUUUUCACAUCCUCGGUCACAGCCGUCGUUUGGAGAGAUGAUCGUAAGUCCACAGCAUCUGAUUUGGAUGAGAGACACUGGAGUGACAUUAAUUUUUGUCGUAAAUAUAAGUUGUGGCAUGCGGUAUCAAAGACACUAGCAGAAAAGACAGCAUGGGCCUUAGCAAUGGACAGGGGAGUGAAUAUGGUAUCAAUCAAUGCAGGGUUGAUUAUGGGCCCUGAUCUGUCUAUUACUAACCCAUAUUUGAAGGGAGCUGCUGAGAUGUACGAAGAUGGAGUGUUGGUGACCGUCGAUCUCAAUUCUUUGGUGGAAGCCCACAUUUGUGUCUACGAAGAUAUCUCAUCCUAUGGACGUUACUUAUCUUUCAAUCAUGUUAUUAAUCGGCAUGAAGAUGCAGUUAAGCUUGCCCAGAUGUUGGCCUCUUCUACCCCUAUGUUACCUCAAAGCGGUGAGCAGGAUAUGAAGAUCAUCCAACAGAGGAUAAGCAACAAGAAAUUGAACAAAUUGAUGGUGAAUUUCGAGGGUAGGAGUGAUGAAAACUCAUCGUGAUUAAAAUUAAAUUAAAGCAUACAUAUUAUUAACAUAUCAAUCGGGAUGGCUUGGCUCCUGCAGAUCGUUUUCCAUCCUGUCUUUUUUUUCUUUUUUCUUUUGCCUUUUGUUUUGUAUGAAUGCUUAAUUAUUAAUAUUAUACCAAAAUAAAUUCAUGAAUCCUUUCUUCCUUCAUCCA
Quercus lobata is the source of this 1222-nucleotide messenger RNA. RefSeq names its product cinnamoyl-CoA reductase-like SNL6. Lineage: Eukaryota; Viridiplantae; Streptophyta; Magnoliopsida; Fagales; Fagaceae. Bases 127 to 1044 code for a protein of 305 amino acids. The transcript is spliced from 5 exons. The record is from RefSeq and is a predicted model, not a curated record. Gene Ontology annotation, molecular function: oxidoreductase activity, acting on the CH-OH group of donors, NAD or NADP as acceptor.